Naegleria gruberi is the source of this 3672-nucleotide messenger RNA. RefSeq lists its product as uncharacterized. The transcript has 5 exons. Bases 1 to 3672 code for a protein of 1223 amino acids. NCBI's taxonomy places the organism in Eukaryota, Heterolobosea, Eutetramitea, Acrasida, Naegleriidae. The record is from RefSeq and is a predicted model, not a curated record.
AUGCAAAACAAUGUAGAGGAAACAAAAUUUAAUAACAAUAAUAGUAGUACUAAUAACAUGGUCAACAACAAUACAAGUAUUGGAAAGGAGAAUGGUGGAGAGAAUGCCUAUAUUGAUGAUUCGUUGGAAACUUUACCAAUGCGAUCUGCUAGAAGAAUCAUUCAAUUCAUUGGUGAGAAAUUAUCAAAUGAUUCGGAAAUUACUCCAUCCAAAAGGAAAGCCAUCGAAUCCAUCAUUACAGAGGAUAGAAUAAUGAAGGAAAUUGAACAAUUGGUAGGGAAGGAUUACUUUAAUUUGAGUGAGGAAGUAACAAGCCUUGGAAGGAAAAUUAAUAUGAAUCAAAAGAUGGAUGUUGAGUAUUCUGAUAGACCAGAGCCUAUUGUUCUUACCAAUCGAGUAAAGAUGCUCUAUGGAGGAGAGAAUGAUAAAUCAAAGGUAGUUUCCUCAACAUUGAGAAGAUUUGAUAAAUCCAAAUAUUCUCAUGCAUCAAAAUUGAAACAACAACAAGAAUUGAAUAGGAAAUUAAUUAAUAAUUCGAAAAACUUGAAGGUAGAUCCGAGAGAUAUCGAGGAAAAUCAACCAGUUCGAUUAGUUUACGAUGAGGAAAAGCCAACCCAGAAAGAUAUUGAAAUUUAUAGAGGUGAUAAGAAUGAAGAAUUGACUGAUGAGGAACGUGCACUACAACAAGCAGUGAGCUACAUGCAAAAGUACAAGGAAUACUUUAAAUAUAUACAGGAUAUUAAGUAUUUGAGACAUAUUCCAAGUAAAUCAGCUCGUAGUAUGAUUAUUGAGAAUUUUGAGAAAUAUUUGAUGGAUGCCAAGUACUAUUUACACUUUUAUCAUAAAUAUUCGUAUUUUUGGGCUCCAGAGUCAACUAGAUCUGUAGAAUCCUACAAAGGGCUAUUCGUUCCAAUUGACAAGAGAAAAGAAGAGGAAACUUUUGAUUUUAAAUCACUUGAUACUUACGAACCACUGAGGACAAUGAUUUAUCAAGAUUUUCAUGACAGAGUAAGGAAUGGAUUACCACCUUCUUUGGAUUUGGAUGGAAAACUUCCUCUUCUUGCAAUGCACUAUGCAAGAACUACCUUUGUACCACCAAUGACAAGAGAGGAAAUGAACAGGCUUUUCUAUCCAAUAACAGAGGAUGUUAAAUAUCAAAUUCCAGAAUAUAAGGGCACCAAAGUAGAUAAGGUACAGAAUUCUACCAUGCUAAAUAGAUUCCAAAAGUAUUACUUUACCAGAAGGCAUUUGGCUGGUUUAAAAACUUUAUUUUGGUAUUAUGACUCGUAUACUGAAUGCGUAAAACCUGUUGCGGUCGAAGAAUUUCUGGAUCAUUUAUCUCGUCUAGUUUACCUUUUUGAGAAUGAUUUAGUGAAGGUCAAACAUGAAGAUCAAUGUCUUGGAUUAUUUCAUUCCUUCACACAACAUUCUGCCAUAUCCAAAGAGCUAAUAAUGAUUAUUUCUUCUUGUUUCUUCAUGGGACUACCAUUCGUGACAUCCUUUGAGAAAAUAGAUAAUAUUCAGGAUUUGAUUUCCAAUAUUUCUCAAUACUGUUCCCUUCCUGUUAUUGCCUCAGCAGAUCACAGGAUUGUUUCCAAAAUACUUGGUAGCAACCAAUCGAAUAUUAGUAAGCUAUUGUACUAUGGAAAUAACGAGUCAUCUUUUCAAAGCGAAAAAGGAACUACUUCUUUUAAGAAGGAUCCAAUUUCUAAUAUUCUCAAACCUAUCAAACAAAUUAGUGUAAAUAACAAGCCAUCCCAUGUCACCUCGUGGGAUUACAUUCCAUCUAAUAUAGAUACCAAUAUGCAUGUGGUUAAUUACAAGGAAUCUAUUAAAAGUAGGACGAGCGAGUUGGAUUCUGCAGAUAUAGAGAAUGUUAGACAAUCUACAAUAUCUAAAUAUUCAAGCAGAGACAAAAGAAAUGACCUUCUCUACAUGACUUACCAUGGAACUCAAGUUGGAUGCAUAACAGGCUCAACUUUUGAGAGAGUGAUUGAUUCAUUGAAUGAACAAUUUAAAGAUUUACUCAAUCAUAUCAAGCAAACAAAAUCAAGUGAUACUACACCCAAGAAAGUUAAUGUUAUGAUAAUGUCCAAUGGUUUCAGUAUGCUAACAAUGUAUUUGCUUGCAUUUUGUUUUGAAAAUGCCCUCUCCUUUUCUUUUAUUCCUAUAACUGAAAAGGAAACAAUGCUAAAAAAUUUAGGAGAGUUGCAACCAGAUAUUAUCAUUAGUGAUACACAUACCAUAAAUUGGAUAUCAGAAAUUCUUGACUCGGUAACUUUUAACUAUAAGUAUCCAAACCAUAACACUGUUAUUGACAGUGAACAUUUGAACAAUAUUAACAUUGAAUAUGAAGGGCUAAUAACAGACUGGACCAUGUCAAAUACACUAAAGAACCUGAAAAAUACAUUCUCCCAGAUUGGAAAGCAAAACCACAAUAACCAUUGGAAUUUACACGGAAUAAUAACUAUUGGAACAGGUUUACCUAUUGAGACCAUCCAUACUCUAUCAAAGAAAGUCAAAUUUAUAUACCAGUUGAUACAAGAGGAUCAUGUUCAAUCUCCUCUUUUGGUAAGAAAUUUCUCAAACUCUGGACAUUAUUCACUUGAACGUGAGAUUAUGAAACCAUGGACCUUUUCGACAAUCAAUGAAAAAAAUCAAAUUGUGAUAGAGGGAGUUUCUGCAAUUGUUAGAAAGAGACCUUUGUUUGAAUCCCGUAAGGAAGAGGUUAUACUCACAGGUAUGGAAAAUUCAGUAUUCGACACGAACGAAAGGUCUAACACCUUGGAACAAUCAAAUCAAUUAAGAAAUAAUCUUAUAGAACAAUACAGACAAGUGGAAAUGCCAAAAGAUGUUCGAGAAUCACUCACCAAAUGUCUAAGGUUGAAAGAGGAGUUUGAUUUUUAUGUUCAAGUACACAAGAUGGUACAAAAACGUGAGAGUAGCACCAAGAAACCAACUUCUUUGGCCCUGUUCGAUAACAUUUUAUAUUCAGUCUUAUUGGAUGAGCUGGAGAGUAUUACAUCGAUUGGUAAAAUUGAAGACCUUACUGAAGUUCUCAAGUAUUUGGAACUAAGAAUAGACUUGACUGCUCAAUGUGUACAAUUGCAAUUAAUUGAUUUUAGAUUUAGAUUUUCAUCAUCCCUCAGGGAGAAGAAGGUCAAGUUCCAUUUCAAACAUGAUUCUCUUGGAAUAUUAAUUGAUAACGUACAAACCACUAUCAAGACCAAUAUUUUCUACAUUCAAAAUAACUUUUGUUUUAGACCAUUCAUUUCAGAUAAUGUUUACUAUAAUUUGGAUAUGAUUGAGGGAAUAUUCCAACACAAGCUUAAAGAACGAGCUAUUAUUCAAAAGUAUAACAACCAAUUAUAUUUAAUUCUAUUCACAAAAAGACCAGAUUACAACCUUAGGCCUAUCAUAUUUUCAAUGGUGGAGGAGAGUUUGAGAAUGAAUGGAUUUUCAUUUAAGGAGAAUAACAGAUGGCCCCUAUCAAUGUUCGGAACGAGGGGUGGCUCUAGCAAGCUUAUUGAUGGGCUGAAAAAUAGCAAAAUUCUAUUCUGUUAUGGUUUGGACUGCUUUGAUGGCGAUAAUAGAUUGUGUGAGAGGAAUAAUCAAUUAAUAAUUCAAUUUAUAGAGCAAUAUUUUCGUAGAGAAAAAUAUUCCAAGAUGUAA